This is a messenger RNA of Lachancea nothofagi CBS 11611, 741 nucleotides long. Lineage: Eukaryota; Fungi; Ascomycota; Saccharomycetes; Saccharomycetales; Saccharomycetaceae. The record is from the annotation of a GenBank genome assembly.
AUGUCUGCAGCAGGAUACGACAGACACAUUACCAUUUUCUCGCCGGAAGGCCGUCUGUACCAAGUCGAAUAUGCCUUCAAAGCCACAAACCAAACAAAUAUCAAUUCUAUGGCCAUCAGGGGCACAGACUGUUGCGUGGUGAUAAAUCAGAAGAAAGUGCCAGACAAGCUCUUGGAGGCUUCCACGAUGUCAUACCUGUUUCAAAUCUCUAGACAUGUCGGUAUGGUGGCUAAUGGACCCAUUCCAGAUGCCAGAAACGCUGCGCUGAGAGCUAAGGCUGAAGCCGCUGAGUACCGUUACAAAUACGGCUACGACAUGCCAGCAGACGUGCUAGCCAAGAGAAUGGCAAAUCUUUCGCAAAUCUACACUCAGAGAGCAUAUAUGAGACCACUGGGCGUGAUAUUGACGUUUGUUUCGGUUGACGAAGAAUUGGGACCUUCCAUCUACAAGUGCGAUCCUGCCGGUUACUACGUCGGCUACAAAGCUACUGCCACAGGACCCAAACAGCAAGAACUGACGAGUGCUUUAGAGAAGUAUUUUAAGAAACGCAAGGUCGAUCAUGUUGCAGAGGAAUCCUACGAUAAAGUAGUUGAGUUCGGUAUCACCCAAAUGAUUGAUGCUCUGGGCACUGAGUUCAGCAAAACAGAUCUCGAAAUCGGUGUUGCAGUCAAGGAAAAGUUUUUCUGCCUAACGCCGGACCAAAUAGAGGAGAGAUUGGUCGCCAUUGCCGAGCAGGAUUAG